Messenger RNA from Hyaloperonospora brassicae, 840 nucleotides. Lineage: Eukaryota; Oomycota; Peronosporomycetes; Peronosporales; Peronosporaceae. The record is from the annotation of a GenBank genome assembly.
AUGGGCGUAUCGAUGAUCACGUGCGACUUGCCGCUAUCGCUGGCUACUCCUCCUACUGCAACGACCACCAGCAGCCUGAGAUCGAACGGGAAGGGCCCACCGCCCUGGCGCCCUGAUGCGGCCAGCGCCUCGUGUCUCUGCUGUGGCAACGACUUUUCCAUCUGGACACGACGCCGACACCACUGUCGUGCCUGUGGGGAGCUCGUCUGCGGCGAGUGUUCGCCCUUUUCUGUGCGGCUGCCUGAACUCGGCUACAAGGGCCGCGUGCGCGUGUGCACGCAGUGCAACGCACUGGCCAAGUCUACGACCACGACAAUGGCCUCGUCUGGCUCGAUGAACUCGCUGUCCGGUCUGGAGUCGGCAGCUGCGUCCAGCGAGUCGUCGGAAAACGAGCAAGUGGGAGACGUGCAAGAAGAGCUCAUUUUCUGUGCGGUGGAAGUGCUGACGCAGACGUCCCGCACGAAACGGUUCAAGGUGCAGUACCAGUACUUUGUGCAAUCCGAGGCCGUGAGCUGGCUCAUGGAUGCUGGCAUCAUGUCCAGUCGCACGGGAUGCGCUGCGCUGUUCUUGCGCCUCGUGGACUAUGGCUACGUGACGCUCAAGCCGUGGAACGGAUCCGGUCGCAGUGCCUUUUACGUCCUCAGUGACGAAGUCACGCGCGAGAACUGUGCGUCGCACUAUGGCACGACGAUCCACUCGGAGACGAGCAAGUGCCACAAUUGCACCCAGUCGUUCCAGAAAGCACUUGCGCCAGCUGAGAGCUUUUGCUCCAUUGACUGCAAGACAAACGCACUUAUCAACCAGUCGGACUCGGCUCGUAUUCGCCGCUUUUGCAAUUGA